Molecule: messenger RNA, 360 nt
Organism: Entamoeba dispar SAW760
Lineage: Eukaryota; Evosea; Mastigamoebida; Endamoebidae
Exons: 1
Coding region: 1-360 (119 amino acids)
Biological process (GO): endosomal transport
Cellular component (GO): BLOC-1 complex
Source: RefSeq, a predicted model, not a curated record
AUGGAUUCUAUCAUCCGUUCUCAUCGUCUUUCAACUGAAACUCUUCGUGCUGAAAAUGCUCGUUUACGCCUCAACGCUUCCAAUGCCCUUUCUGAAUUAAUGAUUAAUACUAGAAAUAAUUCCAUUUCAUCUCUUCAUCCUCUUCUUUCUAACCUUUCUGAGAUUCAGACUCUCAACAAACAACUCCAACUAAAUGCAGUCCAACUCUCUAAACAAACUAAACACUGGUCUCUUUCAAUAACAAAACUUCAAGAUACUCUUAAUGAACUUGGAAAUCUUGAAAUUGUGGGUCAAACUAUGGAAUCUCAACUUAAUGACAUUGACUCUGCUAUUCGCAAUCUCAUUCUUCUUAAAAUUUAA